GCGCCUGCGCAGAUAGUGACUGGGUUGACCGUGACUCGAGUGUAGUGUAAUAUUCUUCCAUCAUGAAUUACCUCGUCAUCAUUACGUCUAUUCUCUGCGUAGCUCAGGCAAGACCGGGCCUGAUAUACACUCAACCCUUAGCUGUGGCUGGGAUCGAAUACGCCCACCCGUCCGUACAAGCCGUCUCGUCCCAUCCAGCUGUUGAACUGAACGCCGCAAGUGAGGCUUUAUUACCACCAGAAUUGUUAAAAUCGAAUGCGUUUUAUAGUAACCCUUCGAUCGCUGCUGGCCUAGCCAAAGAAUCUUGGUUCACGAAUAAAGAAAUGCAGGUUGUUGAACGAGAAGCCGAAAAAAUACCGAGACAACGUAUCUAUGACAUCGUUAAAAGUGCUGGCUUCUUGGACAAACAUUAACACGUGUGAAGGAAAACGUUACUUCGGACUCUCGACAGUGGCUUAAUUGGAGUUUUAUUGUAUAUUUAUAUGUUGCUUAUGUUAUGAUUAAAAUGAAUAUUUAAACACAUUUAGUCCCACUGAUUCUAAUGUUAUAUGUCUUGAUGAUACUUUAGUUGUUUAUAUUUCUCAAAAUAGUUAUGUAUUUUAACAGAGCACUGUAAAUAAUUGCACAAUUUUAACAAUGUCGACGUAAUUUAUUAAAAGUUGUAGUUUCUUUUUUAGUAUUUAGAAAGUAGGUAAUAAUGCAAUAUAAUAAUUUUGUUAUUCGUAGAUUUUAUACUUGAACUGUGAUCUCGAACAAUAAGUGCGUUUGCGU
Molecule: messenger RNA, 771 nt
Organism: Vanessa atalanta (red admiral)
Lineage: Eukaryota; Metazoa; Arthropoda; Insecta; Lepidoptera; Nymphalidae
Exons: 2
Coding region: 63-413 (116 amino acids)
Source: RefSeq, a predicted model, not a curated record